GCAGAGCGGAAGUGGUGGAGCCGCCGGAAGUUGCCUGAGUUCCAGUCAGAAAGACCGGCGGACAGACUUUGACAGGAGCCAGAGCCGCGCUUGGGAGUUGGUGGUCAUGGAGUUGGGCGAGCUGCUCUACAACAAGUCGGAGUACAUCGAAACGGCAUCUGGAAACAAAGUUAGUCGCCAGUCUGUAUUGUGUGGAAGUCAGAACAUUGUUCUUAAUGGCAAGACAAUUGUGAUGAAUGACUGUAUUAUCCGAGGUGAUCUGGCAAACGUAAGAGUUGGACGUCAUUGUGUUGUGAAAAGUCGGAGUGUCAUAAGGCCACCGUUCAAGAAAUUCAGCAAAGGCGUUGCGUUUUUUCCUUUACAUAUUGGGGACCACGUCUUCAUUGAGGAAGAUUGUGUGGUCAACGCAGCUCAGAUUGGCUCUUAUGUUCACGUUGGCAAGAAUUGUGUGAUUGGGCGCCGGUGUGUGUUGAAAGACUGUUGCAAAAUUCUUGACAACACAGUAUUACCCCCAGAAACUGUGGUCCCACCGUUCACCAUCUUCUCAGGCUGCCCAGGACUCUUCUCAGGGGAGCUCCCAGAAUGUACCCAGGAGCUGAUGAUUGACGUCACCAAGAGCUACUACCAGAAGUUUUUGCCCUUGACACAGGUCUAAUGUCUGCCUUGUGUCUCGAAUUCGCUUGAGCUCUAAGAUGAACUUGGGGACAAAGUGCGCCAGACAGCAUCUACAAAGAGCUCUUGUGUCUUUGACACCUCCCACCCUCUUUUUUAUUUCUUUUUUUUUGGUUUCGUUCUUUAGAAUUUCUCAAUCCUCCCAGGCUCUAAGCUCUUAAGACUUUAAUAACAGAAUGACUGGAGGGUUGUCUCCAGAUGCUGUGCUUAAACUGUAUCUAUUCACUACUCUGUACCAUGAUGUGGGGAGCACAGUCUCAUCUGUUCCCAGCACUCCUACCCCUUGGCCCUGCAGACAGCCGGAUGGAGCAGGGCACUCUGCCCCAGCAGGGAAGUUGCGUGUGGCCCGUGGCCAUGAGCUGCCACAGUGAGCACCACUCACAGGGGUCCCUGUUGGCGUCCCUGCUGCUCAUGCAGUUAGCCAGUUGCCACAGCUGCUUGUCAUCUGCAAAAAAACUGUUUGCCAAUUUUCAGAGCCCAGAUUCCUGUUGGCUACUAAAACUUGAAGGGAGGGUGGUUAGUAUUUCUCUUCUUUCCAAAAUAACCUGAUCAUCUUAAUUCAGGGUGAAUAAUUAAAGACUCAUUAGCAUUCUAUUCUAGGGCAUUGGCUUUUACUAAAAGCUUAGUGCAGGCAUCCAGAAAGCAUCCCUUAGCAUCCAGAUUUUAUUUUUGCGAAGAACCAGGUUUAAGUCUCCCAUGUGGAUGGACUAGACUGGCAGCCACUCCUUGUCUCAUGGUAUUUAGGGGCAGCAGUGUAUGCCUUAUUUCACUGGAGAUGUAGCAUUUGUGACUCUUGCUCCCUGGCCUGGAACCAUUCAAACAACACUACGUUUGCCAUAAACCUCACAGUUCAGACCAAAAUAUCUAUGCUUGGGCCCAAUCUCAUGUGUACAUGGGGGCCUCUUAAAAUCAUUCUGGGGGCAUGGAGCCCUGAGGAGUAGACAAAGUUGCCAGUGCUGUUCUUAUCUUCUGGGCAAUAGCACAACCCUUCCUGUUCUGCUCUAGUAGGAACACUUAGAAGUGAAGGCCUGAAAAGGUUGGCCUUGCUUGAUGCUCUAGUGCUGCUGUGAAUGGGGUAGGACAGUUCAGCCUCAAAGGUUAGAAUCUAGCAGCAACUGUCUUGACUUAACAUCUGGUCUGGGGUUUGCAAAAAGAACUGUAUGUAGUCAUUUUUGCUAGUUCAAUGUAAAACUGCUUUCUGGUUUAUUAUUUUUUAUGUUUGUACAUUAAAGGCAUAACACAUGAAACAA
Messenger RNA from Odocoileus virginianus texanus, 1922 nucleotides. It is a transcript of the gene DCTN5, whose product is annotated as dynactin subunit 5. NCBI's taxonomy places the organism in Eukaryota, Metazoa, Chordata, Mammalia, Artiodactyla, Cervidae. The record is from RefSeq and is a predicted model, not a curated record. Gene Ontology annotation, cellular component: dynactin complex.